UGGUGUCGGUUGUGUCCGCGCUCCGGUGGCUUUGCUUCCCCAGAAAUCCUGAAUCAGCGGCCUCGACUUUCUCGGAGCCUGCUCGGGCACACACCUGUGCGCUAUCUCCCUCCACUGGCGAGUAACGACUUGGCAAGCGAUUGGCAAUAAUAGCGGUCAUCAGAAUGAGAGCAAAUGUCAGCCGGGCAGCAUGUCGUCCGCAUUGAGAGUCCUCUUCCGUGGCACUAGGACAACAUUUCGCUGUGGCAACUGAGGGGCACCGCCUGUGGCCAUCACCAUGACGCUUCUGCAGAGACUCCAGGCCAUGUCGGCCACCACAACCAGGACGAUGUUGGAGGGCAGCAUCGGAGGCGGCAUCGAUAGCAUCGGCGGCACAAAGGAGCCGCUGGCGGGCAAGCUGCCCGUGCUGGAGGAGUCCGCCUCGCACGCCCGUUAUUUGAAAUUCAUCGCCGACGGGCUCAUCGACGAGGGACUGGGCAGUGCGGUGGGCAGCGGGAGCAGCAUCGCCGUGUCCGUCGAAGAUGUCGUCGCCGGACAGGCACAGGACAUGCAGGCGGGCGAGGGAUCCUCGGACGACGCCGACGGCAGCAGCCAUCUGGCAUUAGUCUUCGUCAAGUGUUUCAUUAUUGGUUUCAUCAUACUGGCCGCCAUCCUGGGCAACAUGCUGGUGAUUGUGUCCGUCAUGCGCCACCGGAAAUUGCGCAUCAUUACCAACUACUUUGUGGUCUCGCUGGCCGUCGCCGACAUGCUGGUGGCCCUCUGUGCGAUGACUUUUAAUGCUUCCGUCAUGAUCUCGGGCAAGUGGAUGUUCGGAUCGGUGAUGUGCGACAUGUGGAACAGCUUCGACGUCUACUUCUCCACCGCCAGCAUCAUGCACCUCUGCUGCAUAUCCGUGGACAGAUACUACGCCAUCGUCCAGCCACUGGAUUAUCCGCUAAUCAUGACGCAGCGGCGCGUGUUCAUCAUGCUCCUGAUGGUGUGGCUGUCCCCGGCGCUUCUCUCGUUCCUGCCCAUCUGCUCCGGGUGGUACACAACGACCGAGAACUACAAGUAUCUCAAAUCGAAUCCGCACAUAUGCGAGUUCAAAGUGAACAAGGCGUACGCCAUAGUCAGCUCCUCGAUGAGCUUCUGGAUCCCCGGCAUCGUGAUGCUCUCGAUGUACUACCGCAUUUACCAGGAGGCCGACCGGCAGGAGCGCCUGGUCUACAGAUCCAAGGUGGCCGCCCUGCUGCUCGAGAAGCAUCUGCAGAUUAGCCAAAUUCCCAAGCCGCGGCCCAGCAUCCAGGUGGAGCAGUCGACCAUCUCGACGAUGCGGCGGGAGCGGAAGGCCGCCCGCACCCUGGGCAUCAUCAUGAGCGCCUUCCUCAUCUGCUGGCUGCCGUUCUUCCUCUGGUACAUCGUAUCCUCGCUGUGCGAUAGCUGCAUCACUCCGCGCCUGCUCGUCGGCAUCCUGUUUUGGAUCGGCUACUUCAACUCGGCCCUGAACCCCAUUAUUUAUGCAUACUUCAACCGCGACUUCAGGGCCGCCUUUAAGAAGACCCUCAAGAGCCUCUUCCCCUACGCCUUCUACUUCUGUCGGCGCAACAGGGGGCGGGACGACGACCGGGACCUGGAGUUCGGCGGCCCCAGUCGGCGGGGCACCAACGGAGCCCGCGCCGGCUCCGGCUCCGCCGAGCUGCCCAACUGCGUCAACUCGACGGCCUCGUCGGAGAUCCACAUGAGCGUGAUGCGGGCCCGCCAGUACGCCGUCAACGUCACGCCCACCACGGACGCCCAGAUGCAGCAGCUGCACCCCCUCUACACCAACUAGGACGCACUUGAUCUCAGCUCCUGUGCUUCACAACGUCUGUUCAUGAGUGCGCAGUGCUCUCCAAGUGUUCUCCAGAAACCAGAUUGCCAGCUCACAGAUACACUACUCGUCAGAACGAAAAAACAUUCCUCAAAAUAGCUGCUAAGAGGGCUAAAAAGAAUUUAACCACAGGCAAAACAGCUAAAGCAACAGCAACAAUACGACAAUCCCACAGAUUAUAGAAAGCCUUCAAGAACAGCAAAUUGACGUGCAAAAUGAAUUGAAAUACAAAUAGAAUUAUUUCGACAUACAAUUUACUCCGUGACACGUAAAUUGUCAGAAAUUUCAUAGAGAGGUGUUUAUAAAUGCGCAUGCAGAAUAGAUAUAUGAAUUGAAUGUUUGAUAUACGUAUAUAAAAACAAAAACGAGAUGUUAACCCAAAAAACAAAUAUGAAAUAAUACUCUGAAGUAAAAAGUAAACAGAAGCCAUAGUUACACUGUAGGUGGAAGGUCUGGUUGAAGAGUUCUUUUGUCCAAAAUAUUCGUUGAUAAAUGUUGGAUUUUUCUAUAUGUUACUUACUCUAAAAACCCGUCGAAGAACAAGAUUCAUUUAAUAUGUGUUCUACUUUUAUUCGAUUAGCGAGUAAAGACUGAUCAGUAAUCAGUGACUAGUUUGAUUAACUCAUGUUGUAAAUAUUCAAGGCACUCAACCAGGUCUUUAGUCUACUGUUAGUUACCUAAAACUAAGGUUAGCGAGGUGUUCUUAUUUUUCGUAUAACUCAUAUACUCACUUCUCUAAAGGGAUUGGAGAAAGUUCAUUUCGAUCAAGACAUUAAAGAUAAUCUACGCCAUUAAAUUAAAAUCAAAGUAUAUAUGACAUAACACAUAACCAAAGAGAAGAUUCAUUCGUAUGCUGUAGCAUAUAGAAGCUAAAGCACUACUAACAUAUCCGCUGGGUCUUUUAGCCUCAACCUUGAUGUUUCCCGACUCUGAGUCCCACACUGUUGUUGUAGUCAAGCUAGCGCCUUAGGGCUAUAUACUAUAUACGAUCUAUACCUGUAGCCGAGUACUUGUGUACCUCCCCUCUGCAAAUAGAUGCAAGCGACCUUCCUGGAACUGUUUUGUAAUCUUUUGAGCAAGUGUGACUAAUUCCUAUAUCGCUACUCUCUUGCCUGGACAAUCUUAACGAAGCACAAUAAACUAAAUCCCCAGACUCCAAGCCUGUUUAGUUGACUUUCGCUUUCGACUCGAAAUUAGCUGAGUAGCAGAUAUAAGAGAAAUUAUCAGUGACUGCCACGCCCCGCGCCGAAUUCGUCGCCGCCCUUGCGCCCAUAAAUCAAAGGUGUUUCUGCGGAAAGCUGGCUGAAGUUGUUUGCCCAAAAUAUCAAACCGUGCAGAAAAUAUAUGUACGACAUGCAUAAAACGCCGCCGUUUUCCUGCGAUUCACAGUCAUUAUUUAAAGCGCCGGCUUAAGAGCUCACCGCCGCCGACAAAUGAGCAUCUGCCGUCUCUGUCGGCGUGACUACCCCUACUACCCCUAGAACACCCUACUCCCCCGCCCCCAGUGGGCGUGUCAAUAUUUGCUUUAUUUAACUCUCGACGCUUUGUUUAAACUGCGGAACGCCCACGAGAAAGUUGGCAGGCGGCGCGUUGAUAACAUUUGAAAUGUAGCCAAAUAUUGUUAACUAAAUUAGCGUCGAACGAUAAGAAGGCGAAGUACAAAACGCGAAUGCUCUCUAAAGUUUAAACAGUUUUGCAUUGACUAAAAUAACUUGAAUGUAUUUAUUUGUGGUACCUGCGUGAUUUCAUUGUUGCCACAAGUGUUUCCAGGUGCAUUGCACUUUAGUAGAAGUUGCAAUCGUUGAACGAGGAAGUAAGAGUAUCUAUCUACAACAUAGAAUUUGUAUGUUGUGUGUAAUAUUGUUAUUAAAAUGUAAGCACUUGCAGUUUUUAAGUUGUUCAUUAUAUGUUAUUUUACAUAUUGUAUUCAGCAUCUGUAUUUCAAAAAGCUGUAUGAAUUAUAAAUGUAUUUCCUCGUUUUCAAAACCCUUGUACCCCUAAAAUGAGGGUACUUUUCCGGAGAAGUACGGCGCGUGUCCGUAAACCACCUGGAUCACGGCGGCCAUAACAAAAACAGCCAUAAUUAACGAAAAUACGAUUUAGUUUAACCGCAAAUUGGCAUGUCAACUCAGGGGAGCAUGUGACUCUCGAAUGAAAACAGACUAAAAAGUGGCGCAAGUGUCGAAAAGUAAAUAAUUAAAUAAUGGCAAUUAGGUAAAGCUCACGACGAUUACAGUCGCCCGGCGAGGUAUGCUGACGAGUCACUCCAUGAUGCAAUCCCAGAUAAGUUGACACUUCACGCACAUUCCAGAUAAAUCCCCGAGUCCCUUGGGUGACGAUGACUGGUGAAACACUUCUGCCAGCGACUGUAGUACGAUCUUAUACGACUGAUUCAUUUUAUUUCGUUUUCCUACGAUGCGAUAGAGAUACAAGGUACCUAAGACGUAACCAUAACAGCUGAAAGAGGCUCAAUGUUCAAACAAAUUUACUCAUGCAGAUGCACUCCAAACAAAAAUCGAAGCCAAAACAAGUUAAAUGUCCAACAGAAGCGCCGAGCUGAAGCUUAUUUUGUAACAGAAACACACACUGAGUGUCUAAUAAUAAUGGUAGUCGAAUAAUUGUUGAAUAUUGUAUGUAUUAUGCAUGUGAAUAGUUGAAGUCAAUGCCAUGUAAAGCAAAAGUAAAUAAAAGAUAAUUUUAAAAUCAGACCACAUGGAGGUAAUGAAAUAUUAAUGCGAAACUCAUAUAUUCAUAGCUAACUCGGCCACACGGCAUUAAAUACAAAACGCAAAUAACGAGCGGAAAAUGUUAAUUAACUUGUGAAAAACAUUUACAAACCACAAAAAAAGAGAACAACUAGCACGGAUCUUGUGGUCGAUUGUCGGUCAAUUUCGGAACUGUACGCAGAUACCUUCCAAGUUUCACGAGCAACCAUUAGGCGAAACCCCUCGACUUAAGUAAAUGUUAACAUGUGCGUUUUUCAGUGGAAACUAUAUUAAAUUAUACAUAUAUAUUUAUUAUACAAAGGGAUAUGUUUACGGUGUAUGCAUGUAUUGUAUAUAGUAUCGCGAUACAUAUAAAUUAAUGAAAUGAAGCAAUUACAAUCGUAUGGAAUAAAGUAAAGGUAAUAAUAAAAAGGUUCAAAACAUCAUA
Drosophila biarmipes is the source of this 5002-nucleotide messenger RNA. RefSeq names its product octopamine receptor beta-1R (gene Octbeta1R). Lineage: Eukaryota; Metazoa; Arthropoda; Insecta; Diptera; Drosophilidae. The record is from RefSeq and is a predicted model, not a curated record. Gene Ontology annotation, molecular function: adrenergic receptor activity; octopamine receptor activity. Gene Ontology annotation, cellular component: membrane. Gene Ontology annotation, biological process: adenylate cyclase-activating adrenergic receptor signaling pathway. The transcript is spliced from 8 exons. The coding region runs from base 278 to 1810 and encodes 510 amino acids.